This is a messenger RNA of Talpa occidentalis (Iberian mole), 2605 nucleotides long. It is a transcript of the gene TIMM29, whose product is annotated as translocase of inner mitochondrial membrane 29. Lineage: Eukaryota; Metazoa; Chordata; Mammalia; Eulipotyphla; Talpidae. Gene Ontology annotation, cellular component: TIM22 mitochondrial import inner membrane insertion complex. The coding region runs from base 90 to 875 and encodes 261 amino acids. The record is from RefSeq and is a predicted model, not a curated record. Gene Ontology annotation, biological process: protein insertion into mitochondrial inner membrane. The transcript is spliced from 2 exons.
UAGAGCGCUUGCGCAAAAGAGACUCCCGGGCCUUUUAUUUCACGUAUUUGGCGUUUCCCGUCGGAGACCGGUCGCCCAGACGGAAGAGGAUGGCGACGGCCGCCGUAAAGAGAUUUUGGUCCCAAGCUUGGGGAGAGGCGGGUGACUCAGCGGCCGCGAAGCCGGGCGUGUGGGCGCGCUUUGGCAUCUGGGCCCGUGCCCUGCUCCGGGAUUAUGCUGAAGCCUGCAGGGAUACUGCGGCGGCUGCGCGGGUCCGGCCCGGCCGUGCGGCUGUGUACAUGGGGCUGCUGGGUGGCGCGGCGGCCUGCUGCGCGCUAGCGCCGAGCGAGGCAGCCUUCGAGGAGGCGCUGCUCGACGCUUCCGGGACCCUUCUGCUGUUGGCUCCCGCCACGCGCAACCGUGACUCCGAAGCGUUCGUGCAGAGGUUGCUCUGGCUGCGGGGCCGUGGUCGCCUGCGCCAUGUGAACUUGGGCCUAGGCUCACUAGUGUACGAGGCCCCCUUCGACGCCCAGGCCAGCCUUUAUCAGGCCCGCUGCCGCUAUUUGCAGCCCCGCUGGGCUGACUUCCCGGACAGGAUCCUGGAUGUGGGCUUCGUGGGCCGCUGGUGGGUACUGGCGGCCCGGAUGCGCGACUGCGAUAUUAACGACGACGAGUUCUUACACCUGCCAGCACAUUUGCGCGUCGUUGGACCCCACCAACUGCAUUCUGAGGCCAACGAGCGGCUUUUCGAAGAGAAGUACAAGCCUGUGGUGCUCACCGACGAUCAGGUGGACCAGGCUCUGUGGGAGGAGCAGGUCUUGCAGAAGGAGAAGAAGGACAGGCUCGUCCUGAGCCAAGCCGACUCAUUUGUGCAGUCAGAGGAGAUCCCAAGAUGAAACCGAGUGAGGUCUGGGUCCCUGCCAGGUUCUGAGUCCCGGCAGACUCUUCACCCGGGAUUGUGCAAUUGGUGUGAGUGUGCCUCAAAUGCAGAGUGACUGAAAUCAUUUAUUUGUGGAGUGUUCUACCUGGGUGUUUACAAAGUCCUGGGGCCUUGCCCCACUCACCUUUUUAAGAGAGAAAUUCAGUCUUUUUGGUCUAGGAGUUGGUGGGGGUGAGGGGACAGCACCGUAUUUAUCACUGCCAGAGCUAGUAAUGAGCCUUACACAUAAAUAAGCAUUCAUCUAUCUUCACACUCCCACUGACUGAGGUAUUACAUUUGUCAGGUGACUCUCAAACUCUCAUAAGAUCUUUCAGGUUUUCUUUUUAAGUUUUGAGCUGAAAUGUUUAACAUCUCUUUAAUUUUCAUGACUAACAUUUAAUUUUUUUAAGUUUUAUUUAGGAAUAAGUAUAGUCACAGAGGAAACUGGGGAAGUAAGACAGAAACAUCCUGUGUACACUUGACCCAUCUUGCUCCAAAUAAUAACAUUUUACAUAAGCAAUACCAAACCAGACGACUGAUACUGAUCUUACUUUGGAAUUUCAGGGAAACUUUGCAAAAACAGCCCGUUUUUAACAUGUGUAUUGAUAGCAGUGUUAGAGUGACUUAAAGCGGAAAGAAUUUUCUGAUCUGAGUGUCUAUGUGGAAGCAUAGGUUCUGGUUAUGUUACACCUAAGUAACCCUAAAAACAAUACUAUGGGAAGGAAUAUGUCACUGUACAAACAUGGUACUUAAGUGAGAGGAAUGAGAUGACCUUUGUCACUUAGGUGUUCUUUGGCUAGUUAAUAAAACCAGAAGCUGAAACAACCAUCUUUGUUGUGAUGUGUAUUGCCAUUCGUACUCUGUGUGCAUUGGGCACAUGGUGAUUUUCUAUUCUUAUUUUGGGGGCAGGGGAGCAUCUUAUAAAUCAACAUUUCCUGUUUUACAAAGGAAAAAGGUUCAAGCAUUUAUUUUUUUCAAAGUCAUGAGAGAUUACCAACUCUGAUUUAGUCCUCAAACUUGUGAUACUCUCUUCAAUCGUAACAACAACCUGUUAGAAAUGAUUAAAUAUUACUAUCACUGGCCAUAAAUAAACCUUGAAUAUAAAAAUAAAUGGUUAUAAAAAACCAAAUGCAAUGAGACAAAAGGCAAAUGACACUAAAUUGUAAUCCUACAUUGUUAAUUUGCCAAAGACUGUGGACCUAAAUCAUCACCUCUCUGUUAAACAGAUAACCAACUGCAGGGAAAGGUUUGAGACACGUUGGCAUCAAAGUGAGACUUGUUCUUCACUGUGAUCAGAAGUAUUGAAAGGACUGCAUAUCUUCAUUGUCUGAGGCCGUUUUGAACUGCCACUCAGAUUUCAAGCCAGGUGUAUCCUACGCAGACUUAGCUGUGACGCUCAGAACAGUGGUUGGCAACAACUGGCAAUGUACUAGGAGCAAUUUUGGGCUUUGUCAUAGCCUGAAGAACACAUGGCUUUGUCUUUGGCCAGAGGUUAAGCUUCUCCUAGAGAAGCCCUAUCAUGUUUUUGCCCCCCAUUCUAGUAGCUUCGGCUUCCAGGGUUUGUUGUAAGUUGUAUGGACUAGAGUUGUUAGCUAUGACGGGACCCAGGUGUACUUCAUGCUCUACCACUAAAGUGUACGUAGGGCCCCAGAGUGUGGGCCCAGGCUCUGUUUACUGCUGAGCUCUCAACAUUCCACAGUGCUCAGU